Molecule: messenger RNA, 1812 nt
Organism: Lolium rigidum
Lineage: Eukaryota; Viridiplantae; Streptophyta; Magnoliopsida; Poales; Poaceae
Product: protein WVD2-like 7
Exons: 9
Coding region: 102-1796 (564 amino acids)
Source: RefSeq, a predicted model, not a curated record
GCGGCGGUGCUGGGGGCGCUGCUUCGUGGCUCGAGCCGUCGGCAGUCAGGAUUUGCCAAAGAAAUAUACCCAACUGUGAUGGACUAGCCGCAAAAUAAAAGAUGGCGACUGAGGUCAAUCAAACUUUUUUCGCAUGGUCGCAGGGAGAAACAACUGACAUGGGUCUUUCUCAGGGAGCUCCAGUAUCCCAGAAACUUAAUCAUGGUUCCAUAUCGUUCGGAAGAUUUGAAUUGGAGUCACUAUCAUGGGAGAAGUGGUCUGUAUUUACAAACGACAGUCGUAGUGAAGAAUUUGGUAAGUUCAAUGGUUUAGUUGCUCAGAAGAAGGCAUAUUUUGAAGAGUACUACAAGAGGAUUAGGGAGCUUAAGGCUUCACAGCAGCAAAUUCAGCAAACUGAACUUACCUUGGAAUACAGUGGUGAUGGUAGUGAUUCUAGCCAAACAGGAGAAGAAAUGCAAGCUGAAGAUCUUGAAACUCCAACAGCAUCUGGAACAAUUGUUUAUGAUGAUUAUGUGGAAGAAGCUACACAUGAGACAACCUCUGAACAGGGCAUGCAAUGCUAUCAUGACCAUAAAGAUGAAGACUUUCAUCUGGAAUUUUCGCCAUCCAAUGUUACUUCAGCAGCGAGAAUUUCACAGCAAACUAACAAAGAUACUAGAGAAAAUGCCGGUGGUGACAAUUCAGAUCCUGUAGAUACUGAAAAUGCAAGUUGUGGUCAUGCCAGUCUUGGAGCAGCUUAUGGAAAUGCAAAGGCUCCUAAAAGAAUUAUUGGCAAAGACCCCAGACUUAGAUAUGCUUCAAUGAUAAUACCAAAAUCAGUCAAAACGAUUCCAGGCAGUCCUCUGGACCGCACAUCUGUUAGUAAGAGGCCUGCUUCAGUGAAGCACAGUAUGACUAUGAACCAGAAAACUAAAACAGAUAAGCUCCGUAGCACGAAUGUGACUCCUCAGAAGGCUGCGGGCGUGGCACAGACUCGCAAGCCUACGGCAAAAGAAGCUCCUGAGGUUACAGGUGUCAGAAGACCCUCUUCGGCUUCCGCGCGGAUGCCAUCUGUGGGAGAGCGACAUCCGAUCACCAGGGCAAGUGUUAAGAAGCCUGCUGAUGUCUCCGCCCCACGACGCCCUUCCUCUGCCGAAAGACGCCCAGUCACCAGAGAGAGUGCACAGAAGCAAGCCACUGUCACCACGCCAUGUCGACCUUCUACUUCUGAGAGACGCCCUGUCAGCAGAGGGAGUGCAGCAAAGCAUGCUGACAUCGCAACUACACGCCGACCCUCUACAGGAGAAAGACGCCCUAUUACCAGGGAUAGUGUUCAGAAAAUGGACCCAAGAACGUCUAGCAAGACAAGAUCAUCUGUGGAUUAUCCAAUGGUUACAGCAACCUCAGUGAGUAUUGUGAAAAAGGCUGCCCCUUCAAGUGCUACUAAGAGUACCAAGCCGGAACCAAAAAGCAAUGUCAGAAGAUCAAAGGGUUCUUCAAUAUUAGACAGUAACUUAACUAGGCCAAGAAGAAUGGGCUUACAAGUUUCAAGCUCGGUUAACUUUCCACCAUCAAAAAUGUUGAGUUCGAGUGUUGGAGAACCAACAUUUGCAAGGCUGAAAAAGAAAGAGGGCAUUCAGGGGACAGUGCAAUCUCGGGUAUCUGCAUCAAAGAAAGCAACUCCUUGGCAGCCCGGAAACACCAAGCCUAGGGCUCCAAAUCCACCGACGCCGCCACCUCCACCACGUCGUCCAUCGAGAACAGCGAGCAAACCAAACACCGACGGCUCAUCAAUUGGUGGCAGAAAGCCAAAGUAAGCUGCUCACCAUGUUU